Molecule: messenger RNA, 1200 nt
Organism: Octodon degus (degu)
Lineage: Eukaryota; Metazoa; Chordata; Mammalia; Rodentia; Octodontidae
Gene: Skic8
Product: WD repeat domain 61
Exons: 11
Coding region: 86-1003 (305 amino acids)
Cellular component (GO): Cdc73/Paf1 complex
Molecular function (GO): protein binding
Source: RefSeq, a predicted model, not a curated record
AUCUCUAUGCGCCGCGGUCGCUCUGGCCUGACGUCAGAAGCGCCGCGAGCUGUCUGGCCUUUAGGCCCUCUUCUUGGUUGAGGACAUGACCAACCAGUACAGUAUUCUCUUCAAACAAGAGCAAGCCCAUGAUGAUGCUAUUUGGUCAGUUGCCUGGGGGACAAACAAGAAGGAAAACUCUGAAACGGUGGUCACAGGAUCCCUGGAUGACCUAGUGAAGGUCUGGAAAUGGUCUGAUGAGAGGCUGGACCUGCAGUGGAGUCUGGAUGGCCACCAGCUGGGGGUGGUGUUUGUGGACAUUAGCCACACGCUGCCCAUUGCUGCAUCCAGCUCUCUGGAUGCCCACAUUCGUCUCUGGGACUUGGAAAAUGGCAAACAGAUAAAGUCUAUAGAUGCAGGACCUGUGGAUGCCUGGACUUUGGCCUUUUCUCCAGAUUCCCAGUAUCUGGCCACAGGAACUCAUGUGGGAAAAGUGAACAUCUUUGGUGUGGAAAGUGGGAAAAAAGAAUAUUCUUUGGACACAAGAGGAAAGUUCAUUCUCAGUAUUGCUUAUAGUCCUGACGGGAAGUACCUGGCCAGUGGAGCCAUAGAUGGAAUCAUCAACAUUUUUGAUAUUGCAACAGGAAAGCUUCUGCAUACGCUAGAAGGCCACGCCAUGCCCAUCCGCUCCUUGACCUUUUCUCCAGACUCUCAGCUCCUCGUCACUGCAUCAGAUGAUGGCUACAUCAAGAUCUACGAUGUACAGCAUGCCAACCUGGCCGGCACAUUGAGUGGCCACGCCUCCUGGGUGCUGAACGUCGCCUUCUGUCCUGAUGACACUCACUUCGUCUCCAGUUCAUCUGACAAAAGUGUGAAAGUGUGGGAUGUUGGAACAAGGACCUGCGUUCAUACCUUCUUUGAUCACCAGGAUCAGGUCUGGGGAGUAAAAUACAAUGGAAAUGGCUCAAAAAUUGUGUCUGUUGGAGACGACCAGGAAAUUCAUGUCUAUGAUUGUCCAAUUUAGACAUCAGCACCUACAAGGCAGAUGCUGUGGAGAUGAUGUGCAGAUUGAUGGGAUAUUCCUUCCCCUUUUAUGUGCAUUUAAAUUAAGAACUUGAGCACGUAUUGUAGCAGAGACUCAAAUUUUGUAGACACAGUAUAAAGAUUUUCCUGUUUUAAUGGAAAUGCUGUUCAUACUUAAUAAAGAACUCUUCCUGCAAC